Messenger RNA from Thermochaetoides thermophila DSM 1495, 2415 nucleotides. RefSeq lists its product as uncharacterized. The transcript is spliced from 2 exons. The record is from RefSeq and is a predicted model, not a curated record. NCBI's taxonomy places the organism in Eukaryota, Fungi, Ascomycota, Sordariomycetes, Sordariales, Chaetomiaceae. The coding region runs from base 1 to 2415 and encodes 804 amino acids. Gene Ontology annotation, molecular function: protein binding.
AUGGAUUCCCUGCACUCUUCCAGCAGCGGCAUCCCGCCGCCUGCGCUCGCUCCUCGCCGCGGCCGACGCGAGAAGCCGUGGCCGCCAGGUAAGCAGAAGAAGCUGCUGCGUCUCUACGUCUGCACUCAGAGCGAGCGCUUGCCGCUGGUGCGCAUCUUGGAGCGUCUGAAAGAUAGCACGUUUGAUCCAAGGCAACGCAAUUCCCACAAGCAUCUGAAGAACCUGCUUCCAGACCGUCGUAUUGAUGACUGGCGGCCGCGUGACCUGGCGACCAUGCUGGUUCGUGUCCGGUUUCUGAGGUCAGUCCGGGAAGAGCGCCGCCGGCGACACAGACGGUACCGCAUGCGCCUGGAGAUGGCCCGCGCCCAGUUUGACGAUGCCAGCUCCUUGUCACCGCAACCUGUGAUGUCUCUUUCCCCAUUACCAGUAUCCAUACAACAGCAGGACGCGAAGCUACUCUCUCCCAUCGAUCAACCACAGACCUUCGACAGCCCCGUUGCUAUCAAACAAUCACAAUCCCCCGGAUCAACACCUCCUACCCUCGUUACCUCGAGCGCCAGUCCCCCAGACUCUUAUCCCCGCGACAAGUCACCAUCCCGAGCAUCCUCGGCACCGUCAUCAACAAAGUCAGCAAAGAGGAGAUCAUGGGCAUCGGUACUAUCGAGCAUUUCGUCCGGCAUCUCGAGUCUCGCCCGGUCGUCCUCAUCAGCAUCAUCAAAGCAAAUCGUGGUCAACCCCUCCGGCGUCAACACCGCCCUCAGCAAGAUGACCCGCGAAGAGUUCUUGGCAUCCCUGCAGGACAGUAAACCGAUCAAGAAGGGCAGCAAACUCGGCAGCGCCCUCCCAACCAGCCUGUUCAAGCGGUACUCGACAUCGAAUCCGCCCGACGAAGAGCUCAAUAUGGCCAUACUGCGCAUGUGCUGCGCCAAUCAUGCCCGUAACGACAGCUCACAGCACUGUGUUCACGUUAGGUUAUCAGAUGCUAUCGAAGCCCAGGCCACUGAGGGACCGGCGUUCAGGCAUUUCACGCUGACUGAUGAUGAGGCGAAUAUGGUCGAUAAAUAUGGUAACACGUUGUUGCAUACUGCGGCACGCUGGGGUGCUCGAAUCUCAUUACUGUUGUUGAUCUUGCGCCACACGGACGAUGUGCAGGCUGUCAACCAUCGGGGUGAAACCUUCCUGCAUGUCUAUUACCCUCCGGAAGACCCUCGAAUGAAACCGGUCUCGUUCUUGAACCUGCUGCGGCAGUUGCGGGCACGGGGAUUCGACUUCUGCCAUCGCGACGUCGAGAAACAGACCUUCUUGCAACCACUCGUCGCGAAAAAAGGCUUCCCCGUCGAGACGCUGUACUAUGUCUUCCGGGAAGUUGGCCAAGGGGCAGCCAGGUUCCUCGUCGCCAACCGCUGUGCCAAUGGCGAGAGGUUAUGGCACAGCAUUCGUCGUAACCUGGACCAGGCUGCUCCGAAACUGCACCGCAUCUUCGGCGACGAACUCGAGUUCAUCCGACGGUAUCUUCCCGAGUUUUCAUGUGAGACCAAAGCCCCCUCUACAGCAGACACCUCAACUCUUGGCUCCGAAAGCUCAAUCUCUGUCCAUCCAAACGACUCUGAUCCCGAUCCGAACGACCGUAACAGCGCUCAGAACCUUCGUCGGACCCCGAUGAUGAAGCUCUUCCGUCGCGCAGCUUCAGGGCGUGGGUUUCCAGAUAAGGAGCUAGUUGAGAAACUCGAGAGCUUAUUUGAGUCUGCCUCGAAACAGCCUGACUUCGACCUCCAAACAUACCUCGGCCGCCGCGACACAGAAGGCAACUCCGCUCUGCACUACGCCGCAGAAUUCGGCCUUGUCCCUGCCGUGCAAUUCUUGUGCGCAAAAGGCGCCCAAGUUAACGUUUUCAACAACUGCGGCAACACCCCCCUGCAGCUGGUCAAAUUUGCUAUCCAACGAACCGACGUCCGGUCCGACAUCCACAUGGAAGCCCGCUACCUCCGCUGUGCAGUCAUCCUCCUAGAAAACGGAGCCUUUGACCAGAGCAAGCUUGUCUCCGAACGCAGCGAGAUCUUUCCAUUUGACGUCUUCGAUGGCUCUGAGAGGUCGAUUGCGAAUCUGGUGAAGCAGGGUGUAGCUAGUCAGUGCCGUGGGCUACAUCUCCUCACCUCGUCGAUGAGCCACCCGCAUUGUCCACCCCUGCCACCGGCUUGCCACGGAGAGGAUGGGGAAUAUGAGGGGUGUGCGCCGAGGGAGUGGCAAGUGUGGGAUGGACCCAAUCAAUGGCAAGCUCAGGUAGGGGGCGUUGCUGGUGUUGGAAUGUCAAUGGCGAGCGGGCAGCAGCCUUGGGAGUGGGAUGAGAAUCAUGGGCAUCAUGCGUAUGGGAUGAAUCUGACGUUCCAGACAGGGACGGGGGUGCUGACGCAGUGA